This is a messenger RNA of Haliotis rufescens (red abalone), 1651 nucleotides long. RefSeq names its product olfactory receptor 52E4-like. Bases 201 to 1253 code for a protein of 350 amino acids. NCBI's taxonomy places the organism in Eukaryota, Metazoa, Mollusca, Gastropoda, Lepetellida, Haliotidae. Gene Ontology annotation, molecular function: G protein-coupled peptide receptor activity. Gene Ontology annotation, biological process: neuropeptide signaling pathway. Gene Ontology annotation, cellular component: membrane. The record is from RefSeq and is a predicted model, not a curated record. The transcript has 2 exons.
GUACAUAUGCACAAGAGAGAUCAAGAGGAAACAUCCCCCCAUCUGCUACCGAAAUCCGGUCCAACGUCCAUCCACGUUAUAGUUGCUUGACAUAAACACCCAAAGACGUCAGACGCUGUUGGGGACUAUAUACUGCGACACCAACUGCGACAUAUCUGCAGCGUCUCUCACCACUGUUCAGGGCAGUGCAAGCGGAAAAAAUGAUACCAAACUCAACCACCGACUACACUGAUGUAUCAAGAAACACCGCUUCUUAUCUAUGGAAAUGGCACGGAGCAGAGGUCAUCUUUCUCUGUCUCAUGUUGGUCUUAGCAAUCCUCGGCAACAUUCUGGUCAUCUACAUUUACCACUUCCGUUGGCGCCGCUCCAACUUCAGUCUGUUCAUUGAGGUCCUAGCCGCCCUUGACCUUACCAACGCCAGCAUCACCAUCCCGCUAUUCCUGGUCAUCACUCUGAACGACCAGAAUCAAAGGUUCACUGUCUUGUGCCAAACAAGUUCAUUUGUAGCCAUGACUACAGUGAUGGCUUCAGCCGUUGUGCUGGUCGUUAUUGCUUUUGACCGCAACAGGAACAUAUGUAACCCAUUGAAAAAGAAGAUCAGCGUGGAUUCAGCUCGGAAGUUUUGCCUUCUGGGUUUAACUGUUGGGAUUGCUGUUGCAAUUCCCAGCAUAUUUGUGAACGGCAGGAGAGAGCUCAUGUUUGAAGACAACGGAGUGCGAGUGAACAUUACACAAUGUUAUUUCAGAGAGGAAAUGGACUGGACGGCAUUGUUUUGGUUAUUCAUGACGAUCCUGAGUGCAGUGUUUAUUGCUGUAAUGAUCACCUUAGCUUUCCUGUACAUAUCCAUAUAUCGUGCCUUAAAGAUACACACAGCCAGGAGACCUUCAACGACAAUAUGCGAGAAAAAGAAUAAAAUGUUUCGGUCUCACAAGACAUCAGCAAAAAUCUUUUUUGCUGUAACGGUUGCGUUUUUCUGUAGCUACUUUCCUUACUUCAUCGCUGUCAUAGUGUUUUUGUUUGACGGACAAUUGAACGUGUUGUCUCCAGGCGUAAAAGCUGUGGCUGACAUUGCCAAGUUGUCUCCCUUGAUGAGUAACGCCGUGAACCCUCUCAUCUACAGUGUGUCAUCCAAGCGCUUUCGGAAGGAAGUGUUUGACGUCUUCCGGUGUGCGGGUUUCAAACAGACACCUUCGGAACGCGGUCGAACGGUGGUACAGGGCACAGCCUCGUCCACUGCUGACGCUGACCCAUAGACUUGUUUCUGAACCACGUCCACAAUGAGUAUUGUACAUGUACGUCCGUGACACUAUAUAUAUUUACGAAACAUUGUUUUCCUUUUAUAGCACUUCUUGUACAUUUAAACCCAUUGUCUUUAGUUAUGUCGCGUAAAAGGAAUGUCCCUGCCAAUGCUAUCCUUUCGGCCACAUGUCUAUACAGUAAAGCAAAGUUGACUCAGUGUCCCCGGGACUAUAUACAAAUAGGUCGAGUUAUCCGUUGUUCGGGUCAGGCGGAGUGCCGAUAUUAUAAUAACAUCUAUUGGCCAUAGUGCCGAUAAAGUUUCUGUCCACAUACAGCGACUUAAUGAAUUCGAGUUUGUUCAAUUUGUUACAGAACGACUAUUUAAAGAUAAAUAAAUAAUAUAAUUCUUUAA